AAGGAACCAAAGCUGACCUCCAACAUUAAACCUGACAUAAUCGCUUGUCUUGGGGCUUGGUAUACAUGGGAUCGGAUUCUUCAGACAAGUCUGGAAGGAAUGGUAUGGUCAAGAUCGGUUCGUAAGGGUGAUGCCUAAUACACCUGCUGCAAUUGGUGAGGCAGCUUCAGUAAUGAGCCUUGGAACAACGGCAGCGGAAGAAGACGGAGCACUUGUUGCUAAGUUGUUUGGCUAUGUGGGGAAGAUGUUCAAAGCUGAUGAGAAAAUGUUUGAUGCUGUCACUGGUCUCAGUGGAAGUGGACCAGCGUACAUAUUCUUAGCCAUUGAAGCUUUAGCUGAUGAAGGAGUAGCUGCUGGUUUACCCCGAGAACUCGCACUCGGUUUAGCUUCACAGACGGUUCUUGGAGGUGCAACAAUGGUGAGCAAAAGGGGAAGCAUCCGGGUGUGUUGAAAGAUGAUGUUACUUCACCAGGCGGGACUUCAAUAGUCGGAGUUCAUGAACUGGAGAAAGGUUCUUGGAGCUGCAACAAUGGUGAGAAAAACGGAUAAUUUAUUUUUUUAAGAACCCUCGGUUAAGAUACCUUCAUUGGACCACUCAAAAUGGAAAUCUCUUAACAAAAGUU
Messenger RNA from Brassica napus (rape), 623 nucleotides. RefSeq names its product pyrroline-5-carboxylate reductase-like. The record is from RefSeq and is a predicted model, not a curated record. Gene Ontology annotation, biological process: L-proline biosynthetic process. Gene Ontology annotation, molecular function: pyrroline-5-carboxylate reductase activity. Bases 131 to 451 code for a protein of 106 amino acids. The transcript is spliced from 5 exons. NCBI's taxonomy places the organism in Eukaryota, Viridiplantae, Streptophyta, Magnoliopsida, Brassicales, Brassicaceae.